GCUCAGCUGUCUACCGGCCACUCCUCCUUCACCAGCCCCCGCCUGCUCGAAAGGCCGAAUGCAGGACCAACAGCAGUCCGUCAAAGGCUCUCCGGACAGCGACGCUGCCUCGGCCUCGGCGUCUGCGCAGGCGGCCUCCACGUCCUCGCCGCCCGCGAACAAUCAGAACAACCCCAUCUUCGCCCAGCACCCCACCUCCACUUCCCCGUCCGCCGCCGGUGCUGCUGUGCCUUCGGCCGCCUCUAUCGACCCUUCCGCUCUGCUUGUCUCUGCGCACCCUUCAGCGCCGCUGUCAGCGCCUGCACCGAUCACUACCGCUGCUUCUUCUGCCUCGUCGACGUCCAGCCAUCCCCAACAGCAGCAGCAGCAACAGCAGCAGCAGCAGCAACAACUAUCUGGCAACAUCGACCGGCCGUUCUACACCCGCAACCGCAGAGAACGACCGUGCGAUGGCUGUCGGAAACGCAAGACCCGCUGUCUGAGGCAAGAAGGCGCUGCUGUCUGCACAAUGUGCAUUUCUCACGACGAGGUCUGCACUUUUGUGCUCGAGCCCCCCAUCCGUCGCCGGCCACCCCCCACAAGCUCUGCGACCGGCAGCAGCACCAGCAUAACUACGACCGCCAAAGUAGCUCAGAAACCGCCAAAGAAAGCUGUGAACUCGACGCCCUCGCCAGAUUCUGCUUUACAGCAGCAGUCGCAGGCGUCUCAGAUCCAGAUGCUGGACCCCCCACACCUUCACCAGCAAUCACCUUCUCUCACCCAGUCUAAUGCUCUAAGUCACGGACAAGCACCUCACCCUCAGUUUCAGACUUUACAGCAGACACAGUAUCAGCCAGCGACUCAAGCUAUGCACCAUUCUUCACUCGAACCCUCGCUUUUGAUGCAGCAGCAUCGUCUCGACGAAUACUCUGGCGAUAGACUACGACCAGAUUCGGACGAGCGACGACCUGAUGAUAGGCUGGGAGAUUUACCGGCGGCGAAGCGUUUACGAAUUGAUAGACCAAAUGCUGAGAAUGAAGGUGACCCCACAGAUGAACAAGGCUCAGAUAUAAUGGACCCUAUCUCGAAUGCGAGCUCACUGGGCAUGAACGAAACAGCUUAUUCCGAACUUGUGGGUCCUAAUCUACUAGACCACGAAUACCAAUUUGUUCAUCGACUGUCGAUUGCCGCUGGAGCCAGGUUACAGAUCUCAAAAUCGAAUUACCUCCGUCCGGUUUCGAACGAUGCUAUAUUUCUGAUGACAACGGAUCAGGAGCUGAGCGAGGAUCAUAAGCUGGUUGACGAGAUCGAGAGCAUUGUCGAGCCAUAUGGACCCAAGUUGGUUGCGCUGUACUUUCGAAUAGUCCAUCCUUCUUAUCCCAUCAUCCAUAAGACUUACUUUUUGUCGCAAUACAAGACAUCGCCAAAGUUGAUUUCACCUCCAUUAUUGGCCGCAGUGUACUCACUAGCACUGAACUGGUGGGCGUACGAUCAUGAACUAUCGCAUGUGGACGCGCAGCCAGACUCGGUCAAGCUCGACUCGAUUUCGUUUACGGCUAUCCAGCGACAUCUUCACAGGGCGCGAUUGUCGACAGUGCAGGCUGGUUUACUGCUACUACAGCGAAAGCCAGUGUCAGUAUACGGAGGCUUUAACUUGGGUAAGACGCAGGUUUCAGCUUUUACUGCGCAAUUGGUAGGAGUUGCACAAGCACUUGGGCUGCACUUGGACUGCAGUCGUUGGCAUAUCCCAUCAUGGGAGAUUCCUCAACGGCGACGGGUCGCGUGGGCGCUCUAUGUGCAGGAUAGAUGGGCGGCGUUAUGUCAUGGACGGCCGUCGUACAUUGAUGACAAGAAUUGGGUAGUGCCUAUGCUUGAUCUGGAUGAUUUUUGUGCCGAGCUGUCAGCUGCGUCGGGAGUGGAUAAUGGAGCGGAGCUUUUGAUUGAGAUAUCAAAGCUGACGUUUAUAUUAUCAGAGAUCCUGCAGACGUUCUUUUUCGCAGAGUACACCAAGUACAAGCACGAGAUACGAGCACCGCAGGUUGUGUUUGAUUUGGCGAAGCCUUUGCAGCUGAUGCUGAGACAGUGGCAUGCGGGUCUGUCGGAUUGCUUGUAUAUGAAGCCUUCGAAUAUGACGAGCAAGCGACUUUGUACGACGGGGUAUCUUCAUCUGGCGUACUACACGGUUGAGAUUGCGCUUCAUCGGGCGAUACUGCGGGCGCUUGAAGGAUGCCAGGAUAAUGUUGUUGUGACGCAGUUUAGGACUGCGGCGAAUGACCGAGCGAAUGCGGCGGUUAACUUUGUGCGGUCGCUAUCGGCGGAAUAUUUGGAGGCGUUCUGGAUUCAUUCGUCAAGGGACUGUAUAGUUGAGAUUGGACAGUUCAUUUCGCUUUUGGAGGUGACGUCGAUUUCGGACGAUGAGGCCAAGGUGUAUAAGGACUAUAGGGAAGGCUUCCAGUGGCAUCUUCGGGUGCAUUCUCGGGCAGCAUGGAUGUUUGAGUAUGCGUUGCUACGGUUAGAGAAGACGGUGUGGUCUAUAUUUGCGGCGGUGCCGCCGACUUGGGCUGCUGCUCAACAGCCUCGGAUAUCCCAGCAGCCGCAACAACAACAACAGCAGCAGCAACAACAGCCGCAACAACAUCAGCAACAGAUACUACAGAAACAGCAGCAGCAACAGCAGCAGCAGCAGCCACAGCAAAAUGAACCAUCAGAGCUGCAAAACCAACAGCAAAAGCAGCAACAGCAGAAUGUGCAGGAAUCUAAUGCGACAGUUGGGAUGACGAAAGACAUGAAGUAUGUGAAUGAUUCGUCGCCUAUGCUGUCGCAAUUGAAUGCAAAGACGCCAGAGCAGCUUUCGCUGAGCGGGAUGCAUCGGACACAUUCGCAAAUCACGGGGUUGAAGCUCGAACCGGGGUUGGAUAUGGGAGCAGGAAACACCGGGAGUGAGUUUUGGACUAGCCCAGCGAGCAGCGUGGACGAUGGGGUGAAUGGAGUGGCAUUGCCGUUUUCGUCUGUGAUUGCGGGGGAAGAGACAGGUACGAAUAGUGAAGGACUGCAAGCGUUUGAGGAGGUCAGCGGGAUGUUGUUUGAGGGGGAGUUUGUGUCGACGAGUAGCUGAUAGCAGCAAUAAUAAUAAUGACGAUGAUGAGGACGAUGAGAGGGGAGGAGAGGGAGGGGAGGGGUGGUGUUGAUGAGUUACGAACAGAUGAUGUUUUAAUAGCUUAAUAAUGUACUUUUAGAUGAAGACCAC
This is a messenger RNA of Myxozyma melibiosi, 3226 nucleotides long. RefSeq names its product fungal-specific transcription factor domain-containing protein. Gene Ontology annotation, cellular component: nucleus. Lineage: Eukaryota; Fungi; Ascomycota; Lipomycetes; Lipomycetales; Lipomycetaceae. The coding region runs from base 59 to 3094 and encodes 1011 amino acids. The record is from RefSeq and is a predicted model, not a curated record. Gene Ontology annotation, biological process: DNA-templated transcription. The transcript has 3 exons. Gene Ontology annotation, molecular function: DNA binding; zinc ion binding; DNA-binding transcription factor activity, RNA polymerase II-specific.